AGUACCGGUGGUGUUGCAUCCAUCAUCGGAAGCUAGCCUCAGUCGAUAUAGUAAACACUGAUAUGACUAGCGUAAAUUUGGAGUUUCUUCAGGACCUCAUAAAGGAGGAGCAUCCUGAUGUUACUUUACAGGACUUUGAGGGCGCUCCGGGUUCCAAGCGCGGAGACAACUACACCUCAAUGGUAUACCGGAUAAGUUUAAAAGGCACCCGAAAGCGUCUCGACACAGAUGGCAACGAGGUGUACGAAUCUUGGCAAGGCUCCAUCAUAUACAAAUGUCUGCCAGAGAGCAUCAUAUGCCGUCAAACCUUCAAAAGCGAUGAGCUGUUUUGCAAUGAGGUUGCCUUUUAUAACAAAAUAUGGCCAGCAUUCUCCAAUUUUCAAAGCAAAUGGGAGAAAGUUUCGCAUCCAUUCAAAGCUAUCCCCACGUGUUACUUGGCGCGUAACGAUUUGGUUGUCUUGAAGGAUUUGAAGGAGCUCGGCUUCGUGAUGCUAGAUCGUAGACAAGGGUUGAGUAUCGAACAAUGCUAUUUUGUUUUGAAGCAUAUAGCACAAUUCCAUGCCAUUUCGUUGGCCAUGAAGUACUAUAAUCCGGAAGCGUUCUAUGAACUGCUGAAUGUUCACGAUGGUAUUUCUGAAGUAUUCUUCUUGACGGAAAACAUAGAAUACUACAGGACCUACUACACAGAAGCCAUACGCAAUGCCAUCACAAUGGUGGAAGAAGAACUCCAAGAUGUGCCCGAGAAGGACAAAUAUUUGGAGCCUUUCAAGCGGUUCUGCUCUGAGGACACCUUCUUCCACACCAUGGUGGACCGGGUGACUCCUCGAGAGCCGCUGGCUGUGAUAUGCCAUGGCGAUUGCUGGACAAAUAAUUUCUUAUUCAAAUACGUCAAUGGUGACAUUGCUGAGAUGUACAUCGUGGACUUCCAAUUAGUGCGCUACGCGUCCCCAGCAUCAGACCUGGCCUUCCUCAUCUACCUGUGCCUGGAUAAGGAGCAACGUACGGAACACCUGGACGGACUACUGAGCUACUAUACUGACGAACUGUACGCCAAACUCACGGAGAUGAGCGAUGGAAAUAUCAUGGAUAAAGAUACCCUGACUGAUAUGUUACAAGAAGAGUUUAAAAGGAGCAGUCACUUCGGUCUAGGGAGUGCGUUGGAUAUGUACCCAAUUCUGACUUGCGACGGAAACGAAGCACCUAAUCUUUAUCAGGAGAAGGAGAGCGAAGUGGUGGACCCGUCAGAAAUGAUGCCAGUUCUGUCAUCCAACGCGAAGUGUCGUAAGAAAAUGACAGACUUAGUCAUAGAGCUGGUGGACGGAGGGCUACUGUAACUUCGUCAAAUCAAAUAAAAAAUGGAUCGUCAUCAUCAUUAACAGCCGAUGGACAUCCACUGCAGGACAACGUAACAUGAUGGUUAUCAGCGACAAUGAUUAUUGGUACCAUCAUUUUGUGGUAGAGGAAACACCUCUAGCAGGUUCCAGGACUUGUGACUUUUGGUGUAAGGGAUCCCUUUAAAAAGCAUUAACACUCAUCUUCCCUGCCCGACAAGUUCUCCAUGCCCACACUAAACAAUUCAUGAUUAUUAUUAUCAUACACCAUACUUAGAACAUUAUUUUUAGCAAAAAAUAUUAUUUUACAAUAUCGCUCCCGUGAGCAGCGUGACGGCAUGCACGCUGCCUAACAAAGAACUGAACUCAAAUAAUCAUCUUUGCCAUUUUGUCCUUCAUCAUAAUGCGCAUCGCGCUUUAUUCGCCUGCGUGGAGACCCUUUUAGGAUCUUAUCAUGUUGGAAACUAUUUUAGUUAUUGUUUUUUUUGUUUCUUUCUGUUGUGCGAAAUUUCGUUUUUUCCUUGAUAGUAAUUGAUAAUGAGUCUACAGUGGACCGCGCUUGUCUAGAGCGGGCCAAAUCACGCUUGACAUGAAGAUGAUCAUUUAAGUACGCGAAGAUAUUAAGAUAGGCUUAGUUUAUUGUUAAAUUAAUGAUA
Molecule: messenger RNA, 1987 nt
Organism: Bicyclus anynana (squinting bush brown)
Lineage: Eukaryota; Metazoa; Arthropoda; Insecta; Lepidoptera; Nymphalidae
Exons: 6
Coding region: 63-1334 (423 amino acids)
Source: RefSeq, a predicted model, not a curated record